Messenger RNA from Salarias fasciatus (jewelled blenny), 6401 nucleotides. It is a transcript of the gene arfgef1, whose product is annotated as ADP-ribosylation factor guanine nucleotide-exchange factor 1 (brefeldin A-inhibited). The record is from RefSeq and is a predicted model, not a curated record. Gene Ontology annotation, molecular function: guanyl-nucleotide exchange factor activity. NCBI's taxonomy places the organism in Eukaryota, Metazoa, Chordata, Actinopteri, Blenniiformes, Blenniidae. Gene Ontology annotation, biological process: regulation of ARF protein signal transduction.
GACGUCGUUUCCUCCCUCCAACAUGGCGCAGGAGGCAGGUCGUUAACGGCGUUCCGAGGGAUUUACCCCACCUUCUGUGUUUAUUUAUGUUUGUGUGCUGAGGGGCUCUGCGGCUGACAUUUCUGAAGGAAUACAUCUCCAUUCGAGGCGGCUCCAGCCCCCCCUCACCCCUCUCUCUCCCCCCCAUUCCCCCGCCGCUACCGGGACCAGGCACACCUCGCUUCCUUUUAAAAAAAAAAAAAAAAAAAAAAAAAAAUUCCGGUGCGACAUGUUUGAGGGCAAAAAGACGAAAAACAUGUUCCUGACGCGCGCUCUGGAGAAGAUCCUGGCCGACAAGGAGGUGAAGAAGGCUCACCACUCACAGCUGCGCAAAGCCUGCGAGGUGGCGCUGGAGGAAAUCAAGGAAGAAUCAGAAAAGUUGAGUCCGCCCAGUGGGGACAGCAAAUCGGGUUCCAGCACGUUACCGCCAAUCAAAUCAAAAACCAACUUCAUUGAAGCCGACAAGUACUUCUUGCCGUUUGAGCUGGCAUGUCAGUCCAAAUGUCCCCGCAUCGUCAUCACCUCUCUCGACUGUUUACAGAAGCUGAUAGCGUAUGGCCACCUGACAGGCAGCGCCCCGGACAGCACGGCUCCGGGCAAGAAGCUCAUCGACAGGAUCAUCGAGACCAUCUGCGCUUGUUUCCAGGGACCGCAGACUGACGAAGGCGUGCAGCUACAGAUUAUUAAGGCCCUGUUGACAGCGGUGACCUCUCAGCACAUCGAGAUUCACGAGGGCACCGUGCUGCAAGCCGUCCGCACGUGUUAUAACAUCUACCUGGCCAGCAAGAACCUCAUCAACCAGACCACCGCCAAGGCCACGCUCACGCAGAUGCUCAACGUCAUCUUCGCCCGCAUGGAAAAUCAAGCACUUACAAAUCACAAGCUAUCUUGGUCUCUGGCCUCCAGAAAGCGUGACCGCCAGUUGCAGGAAGCGAAGCAGCAGGAGCGCGAGCGGCACCGGCAGCACACGGAGCCCGACUCCCCACAGCUGCACACCGACGCGCACCCGCCGACCAAGGGGCUUCCCCAGGAGGCCAACGGGCCCGUCACCCCGCCCACCCCCAGCAUCACCAUCCCGUCCACGCCGUCCACGCCCUCCACGCCGGCCACCGAGCCCGGCAGCAGGUGUGUGUCCGGCGAGCGGGAGGAGCCGGGGCCCCUCUACGAGAACCCCGACCCGGAGAACGGCUCGGACUUCUGCGUGGGCGAGAACGAGCAGACCGAAGCAGACCAGGCCACCGCGGCGGCACAAAAUGCAGCAGCUCAGCACCGUGCAGAGGGGAUUGAGGAGGAGGAGGAGGAAGAGGCGGAGACCCCGAACUACGAGGAGAAAGCCCAGGAAAUAGUCCAGAGCAUUCUGCAGGAGGUGGUCAAUACUGUCGCCGGAGGUCACUGCCUGGACCCCGCAAACCUCUGCUCCGACACCAAGGAGUCGGGCGGCGAGGGCGAGCAGGUGGAGUCGGAGCCGGCGGAGGCGGCGACGGAGGGCACACAGAGCUCCCUGGAGGACGAGGGCACCCUGGGGAGCGACAGCGAGCACGUCCACGCCAACGGCAUCCCCGGCACGCCCAUCUCUGCCAGCUUCACUCCCUCGCUGCCUGACGACAGGCUGUCCGUCUCGUCCAAUGACACUCAGGAAUCCGGAGCCGCACCGGGUCAGCCGCCGGGUGCCAAAUUCUCCCACAUCCUCCAGAAAGAUGCCUUUCUUGUAUUUCGCUCACUCUGCAAGCUGUCGAUGAAGCCGCUGUCAGAUGGGCCACCAGAUCCAAAGUCCCACGAGCUGCGAUCGAAGGUCUUGUCCCUCCAGCUGCUGCUGUCAAUCCUGCAGAACGCGGGGCCCAUCUUCAAGACCAACGAGAUGUUCAUCAACGCCAUCAAGCAGUACCUGUGCGUCGCCCUGUCCAAGAACGGCGUCUCCUCCGUGCCUGAGGUCUUCGAACUGUCGCUCUCCAUCUUCCUCACCCUGCUGUCCCACUUCAAGACGCACCUCAAGAUGCAAAUCGAGGUGUUUUUCAAAGAGAUUUUCCUGUAUAUUCUUGAAACCUCCACAAGUUCCUAUGACCACAAGUGGAUGGUCAUUCAGACCCUCACCAGAAUAUGUGCAGAUGCCCAGAGUGUUGUGGACAUCUACGUGAACUAUGAUUGUGACUUGAAUGCUGCUAACAUAUUUGAGCGGUUGGUCAACGACCUCUCUAAAAUUGCACAGGGUCGUGCCGGACAUGAGCUCGGCACCACACCCCUGCAGGAGCUGACUCUGAGAAAGAAAGGCCUUGAAUGUCUGGUGUCCAUCCUGAAGUGUAUGGUGGAAUGGAGCAAAGACCAAUACGUCAACCCCAAUUCCCAGACCAGCCUCGGCCAAGAGAAACCGUCAGAGCAGGAGAGCACAGAGACCAAGGCCCCGGAGACCAUAAACCGCUACGGGAGCAUUAACUCCCUGGACUCCACGGCCUCAUCGGGCAUCGGAAGCUACAGCACACAGAUGUCGGGCACCGACAACCCGGAGCAGUUUGAAGUCCUGAAACAGCAGAAGGAGAUCAUUGAGCAAGGCAUCGAUCUGUUCAACAAGAAACCAAAGAGAGGAAUCCAGUACCUUCAAGAGCAAGGCAUGCUGGGUACAACCCCGGAGGAUCUGGCUCAGUUCCUGCACCAGGAGGAGAGGCUUGAUUCAACUCAAGUGGGAGAAUUCCUCGGGGACAACGACCGGUUUAAUAAAGAGGUGAUGUACGCCUACGUGGAUCAGAUGGACUUCCAGGGCAAGGACUUUGUGUCUGCGCUGAGGAUGUUCCUGGAGGGCUUCCGGCUCCCCGGAGAGGCCCAGAAGAUAGAUCGGCUCAUGGAGAAAUUUGCCGCGAGAUAUCUGGAAUGCAAUCAGGGGCAAACCCUCUUCGCCAGCGCCGACACUGCGUACGUCCUCGCCUACUCCAUCAUCAUGCUGACGACGGACCUUCAUAGUCCGCAGGUGAAGAAUAAAAUGACGAAAGAGCAAUAUAUCAAAAUGAACCGCGGCAUCAAUGACAGCAAGGACCUGCCCGAGGAAUACCUGUCAGCCAUCUACGACGAGAUCGCAGGGAAGAAGAUCGCCAUGAAGGAGACGAAGGAGCUCACCAUGAAAUCAAACAAGCAAAGCGUGGCCAGCGAGAAGCAGCGGCGUCUGCUUUACAACGUGGAGAUGGAGCAGAUGGCCAAGACGGCCAAAGCUCUGAUGGAGGCCGUCAGCCACGUUCAGGCCCCCUUCACCAGCGCCACACACCUGGAGCACGUCAGGCCCAUGUUCAAGCUGGCCUGGACGCCCUUCCUGGCCGCCUUCAGCGUGGGUCUGCAGGACUGUGACGACACUGAAGUGGCCUCGCUGUGCCUUGAGGGAAUCCGCUGCGCCAUCAGGAUAGCGUGCAUCUUCUCCAUCCAGUUGGAGAGGGAUGCGUACGUGCAGGCCCUGGCAAGAUUCACCCUGCUGACGGCCAGCUCUGGCAUUGCAGAAAUGAAGCAGAAGAACAUCGACACCAUCAAGACCCUCAUCACUGUGGCCCACACUGACGGAAACUACCUGGGCAACUCCUGGCACGAGAUCAUGAAGUGCAUCAGUCAGUUGGAGCUGGCUCAGCUGAUCGGCACGGGGGUGAAGGCGCGCUACAUCUCAGGGACGGUGCGGGGCAAGGAGGGCUUCGUUGCCAGCACGAAGGAGCAGAGCAACGACGAGUACUUGGGUUUAGUUGGAGGGACGGUGGACCGUAAGCAGAUCGCCAGCAUUCAGGAGUCCAUCGGCGAGACCAGCUCUCAGAGCGUGGUGGUGGCGGUGGACAGAAUCUUCACUGGUUCCACCAGGCUGGACGGUAAUGCAAUAGUCGAUUUCGUACGCUGGCUGUGCACCGUGUCCAUGGAUGAGCUGGCCUCGCCCACGCACCCACGUAUGUUCAGCCUGCAGAAGAUUGUGGAGAUCUCCUACUACAACAUGGGCCGCAUCCGGCUGCAGUGGUCCAGGAUCUGGGAAGUGAUCGGAGACCACUUCAACAAGGUCGGCUGUAACUCAAACGAAGACGUGGCCAUUUUCGCCGUGGACUCCCUCAGACAGCUGUCCAUGAAGUUUCUGGAGAAGGGGGAGCUGGCCAACUUCAGGUUUCAGAAAGACUUCCUGCGGCCGUUCGAGCACAUCAUGAAGAAGAACAGGUCUCCCACCAUCAGGGACAUGGUGGUGCGCUGCAUAGCCCAGAUGGUGAACUCGCAGGCGGCCAACAUCCGAUCCGGCUGGAAGAACAUCUUCUCCGUCUUCCACCUGGCCGCCUCCGACCAGGACGAGAGCAUCGUGGAGCUGGCCUUCCAGACCACGGGCCACAUCGUCACGAAUGUAUUCGAGAAGCACUCAGCCACAAUCGACUCCUUCCAGGACGCCGUCAAGUGUUUGUCGGAGUUCGCCUGCAACGCCUCUUCCCGGACAACCAGCAUGGAAGCCAUCCGCCUCAUCCGGCACUGCGCCAAAUACGUCUCGGAGAGGCCGCAGGCCUUCAAAGACUACACCAGUGACGACAUGAAUGUAGCGCCGGAGGACCGGGUGUGGGUGCGGGGGUGGUUCCCCAUCCUGUUUGAGCUCUCCUGCAUCAUCAACAGGUGUAAACUGGAUGUCAGGACCAGGGGGCUGACGGUGAUGUUCGAGGUGAUGAAAACCUACGGGCACACCUUCGAGAAGCACUGGUGGCAGGACCUGUUCAGAUCGUCUUCAGGAUCUUCGACAAACAUGAAGCUGCCGGAGCAGCAGACCGAAAAAGCAGAGUGGAUGACCACCACCUGCAACCACGCACUUUACGCCAUCUGCGACGUGUUCACGCAGUACUUCGAGUCGCUCAACGGCGUCCUGCUGGACGACAUCCUGGCUCAGCUCUACUGGUGUGUGCAGCAAGAUAACGAGCAGCUCGCCCGCUCGGGCACCAACUGCCUGGAGAACGUGGUCAUCCUGAACGGAGAGAAGUUCUCCCCGGAGACCUGGGACAAGACGUGCAACUGCAUGCUGGACAUCUUCAAGACGACCAUCCCGCACGCGCUUUUAACGUGGAGACCUGCAGGAGCAGAGGGAGAAAACCUGACGACACAGAGCCUGUCCGACAAGCAGCUGGACUCCAUUUCCCAGAAGUCAGUGGACAUCCAGUCGCGCUCCGACGACCAGAACUCCAUCAGCAGCGGCGACCGGGUGGCGUUGGAGGCCCGCCGGCAGAGUCAGUACAGCAUGGCUUCCGGAGCGACGGAGGACGGGUCCAGAGGCCGCGUGCCGACGAAGCUGCAGGAGCAGCGCUUGUUCUCGGCCCUGCUGAUAAAGUGCGUGGUGCAGCUGGAGCUCAUCCAGACCAUCGACAACAUCGUGUUUUUUCCCGCCACCAGUAAGAAGGAGGACGCCGAGAACUUCGCGGCGGCUCAGCGGGACGGAGUGUGUGCGGCGGACGUCCCGGUGGAGACCCAGGACCAGGGCAUGUAUCGCUACCUGACCUCCGAGCAGCUCUUCAAGCUGCUGGACUGCCUGCUGGAGUCGCACCGCUUCGCCAAAGCCUUCAACUCCAACAACGAGCAGAGGACCUUGCUGUGGAAGGCAGGAUUUAAAGGGAAGUCGAAGCCCAACCUGCUGAAGCAGGAGACCAGCAGCCUGGCGUGCGGCCUGCGGAUCCUCUUCCGGAUGUACACCGACGAGAGCCGGCAGGACGCCUGGGAGGAGGUGCAGAGACGACUGCUCAAUGUGUGCAGCGAGGCCGUAGCGUACUUCCUGGCUCUGACGUCAGAAAGCCACAGAGAAGCCUGGACCAACCUGCUGCUCCUCUUCCUCACCAAGGUGCUGAAGAUCAGCGACGAGAGGUUCAAGGCCCACGCGUCCCGGUACUACCUGCUGUGCGAGAUCAUGCAGUUCGACCUGAUCCCCGAGCUGCGGGCCGUCCUCAGGAAGUUCUACCUGCGGAUCGGCCUCGUCUUUCACAUCGCGCAGCUGCCCGAGCCGCCGGCGGCCGACGCCCCACCCCGCCGGCCGGCGCCCGCCCAGCCGGAGACGGACACGGAGGUGGGGGAGGAGGCCGGCGAGGAGGCGCAGUGACGCCGCGCGACCGCAUCUGUCAGCACCCCACCUGCAUCCUUAACCCUGUCACCACACACACACACACAUACACACACACACACACACACACACACACACACACGGAGUACUGGAUCCCGUCUCGUUCCAGGUGUAGCGACGCCUCUACUGGAUAAAACUACUGAUAAAUCGGUCAGUUACCCAUAUCUGUGAUCCGCUCAGAAGGAGUAUAUUUAAGAAAAAAAAAAGAAAACAAACAGGUGUGCUUCUUACUGUGUAUUUAAAAAAGUGAAGAACGGUUUCAACGACCUGCAAAAAA